GUGGAAACCAUCUAUUCGUGGACUUCGGUCGGAUUCGUACCCAGGUUCCAGAUGGUUUACAAGAAAAUCAUCCGUCAUGCGCAGAAGGUCACUCAAAAUCGAAAGUAAAAUGGCGGACGGAAAUGUGAGUCUUUCGAAUUUGCUCCAAAAAACGCAAGAAUUGAUAACGCUGGGAACAUCACAAGCAAUCGUUCUUCAGAAAAAGUAUCGAAGAUUUGUUCUACACAAUCCAGAGACCAUUUCGAAGAUCGAGUCUGUUUUGCGUGCGCUGUCGUACAUUCUUUCCGGACGGUUUGGAGCUUCAGAAGCAUUGUCGGAGCUCGUGUUUUCAGCCUCACAGCUUCUUACUCUGUUAAACGAUGGGAUAUUUCGUGAAGGGAAAAGCAAGGUUACCUGUGAUGUGACUUGUGUUAAACGACACCGCAUCUUGUUAUGGUUGACUGUGGUUGAAUAUUUAGAAGUGUUUAUUGAGUUGGGUGCAAGCCGCUUGUGGGGAGAAGCAGGCAAAUGGAUCAUUGUCGUCAUUUUGCAGAUCGCAAAGGCAGCUUUGAGAUUCGUCCUGCUCUUCAAAUAUAAAUCGGGCGUUCAGAGGACGCCUCUCAUUCCUCCCCUUGACCGAUCUAACCUCUUGAAGCGAGAGGAAGCAGUUGACGAAGAUGCAACAAAUGCCGGAAGUGGGGAAGAGCUAGAAGAAGCACAGCCCGAAGAAGAAGACGAACAAACCGACGCUGUUCCCGCGGGGUCAGUUUGGAGAGGUGCUCGAUCAGGAAGACUUGUAAGGUCCCUAAGUGCUACAUCGAGUGGCUCCUCGCGUUCUUGGAAGCUCCCAAAGGAAACUUCUGAAUCAAAAAGAGUAUUUCAACCAACAGAUCUGUCCAACAGAAGACUGUUCGCAGAAAGUCUGUACAUCUGCAGACCUCUGAUCCACAUCACAAGUAUGUUUGUGUUUGGACAAGCUUCAUGGAAACCUUGGUUGCUUUCUUGCGGAGUUGAUGUGACAUCAUUAGCAGCUAUGGGUGACUCAAGCGACUUCAGUGAAGAGGAAAGAUCAGAGUUGUCAAGAAGAACACUUCUUCUUCUGUUUUAUCUUUUGAGGUCUCCAUUUUAUGAUACCUACUCAAAAACAAGGAUUCUUGGUUUCCUGAAGUUCAUGAGUGACACUGUUCCAGGAUUAUCUUUUGCACUCAAUCCAUUGUUAGACUACCUUCCAACAUGGCAGAAGAUUUAUUUCUACAACUGGAGUUCCUAGAAUUCUUAAGAGGUUUGACUUGGAGAUGGAGCAAAGGCAAGUUUGCAUGUACAUUUUCCAACUAUUAUGUAUGACUGGGCCCAAAUUUGUUGAGAAAAUGACUUUGUGGUUAAACAUUGGCCUGAUUUAUAAUAAUCUGUUAAAGUAAUGUUUAUGUUUUUAGUACUACUAAGGCAAAGAAAGGUCAGCCAAUUGAUUGGAAUGACAAAUUGUAUCAUGUUAAUCUACAUGUACCGUAAACCAUUGUGAUGUAGAUCACAGCAUUUUAACUGUAUACUGCUACCCUCACUAGACAAUGAGGUUAAGUGUUUACCUGUCACAGUGGAAGCCUGUUAAUCUGGUCACCAAUGGGCCACAAAAAUUUGGCCAUAUUAACAGGGUGGCUGUAUUAAGGGUUUCUUGAAAUAUGAAAAUGACUGACUGAGCUUUUGCUCUGACUGGAAUAAAGUGGCCAUAACAAUGAGGUGGUCGUAUUGAUGAGGUGGCCGUAAGACGGGGUUCCACUGUAUCCACCAAGAACUGGUUGGUUUUCAACAGCUCUGAUUGGUGCAUUUAGAUCCUCUCUGUUUCAGUGAGUCGUUUCCUCAACAAGGGAACCACAAUUAGCUUCUUAAUUCGUGGAAAAACAUGCUAAUGAUUAAAUGGAAGAACAGAGAAACUGAAGCAGUAAUAUUUUUAUGCUCUAUGUUAGUUAUAAGAAUUAGAAACAGAUUAGUAUAUUUUAAUCAAGAAUUGCUUGGCUGAUACAUGUAUAUGAUUACAGAUGAAUUUUCUUAAGAAUAAGUAUGUUGCUGACUUCUUAGUUCAAGUGACUGCCUGGCUUGGGAUUCAGUGAAGAAAUAAUUUAAUUCUUGAAUCAUGGAUAAGACAGAAGUUGUGUUUAGUUUUCGAAAUAGAUGCAGUGGCCUGACCAGGUACAUGUACAUGUGCUAGCUGGGUCACUGUUCAAGAUUAUGUGUUCUUCAGCAUACAACUUCACACUUGCAAUGCUACUCUCCAUGCAGAAGCAGAAAUGGGUACCAGCAAACUUUUACGGCAAACUAACAAAAUGCUGAGGUUUCUCAUCCAGGGGGAGUAUCAUCUCUCCCAGGCACUUUAUGCUAUGGAUUACCUUCACUUUUCCAAGCAGUACUCUGAAAUAAUACGAUCCAGAUGAGCCUUGCUUUGAUGGAAUAUGCCCUGAGAAUGUCUACAUGUACAUGUAUUGGAAAUUAAUCAAGUGAGCUGUAAUUCUGAUAAAUACGGGAAUACCUUCUGAAAGAUUCUUUCAGAGCCCAGUGGCAAGAGAAAGUGGUGUUUACUGACUGUCCAGGAGUACUCUGCCUGGAUGGGGUACUGGUCUACUCUAAGGAAUUUCCCAACUUGGGUUCAUUAGCUACUCUUAAAUCAAGGACAGAAAGGACCUUUAAAUUGAUACAGUAAAUUAUUGAGCUUUAUUGUUUAAUACAACUCAGAAGCUGCCAUGUAAAUUAACAACAUUCAUAGGAAGUUAUAAAUAGAGCACUUGUUUAUGCAGCUAAUUAUAAUGUGAUUGCUUUUAAAACUUAGUCAUUAUGGUGGCUUUUGUGUUAAAUAUCUGUUGUAUUGAAUAGUCAACUGCUACAUAUAAACACACACCUUCAAUUAGUGGACUCUCAGUUAUGCUCCUGGCCACAGGAAUUAAAGGAGUCUGAGCUGAGCUUUUAGUAGUCUUUGGCGUGUCCGCUUAUUGCAGGUUUUGUGCAACAAA
This is a messenger RNA of Orbicella faveolata, 2978 nucleotides long. RefSeq names its product peroxisomal membrane protein PEX16-like. Gene Ontology annotation, biological process: peroxisome organization. The record is from RefSeq and is a predicted model, not a curated record. NCBI's taxonomy places the organism in Eukaryota, Metazoa, Cnidaria, Anthozoa, Scleractinia, Merulinidae. Gene Ontology annotation, cellular component: peroxisomal membrane.